Molecule: messenger RNA, 11827 nt
Organism: Chelmon rostratus (copperband butterflyfish)
Lineage: Eukaryota; Metazoa; Chordata; Actinopteri; Chaetodontiformes; Chaetodontidae
Product: mitogen-activated protein kinase kinase kinase 11
Exons: 10
Coding region: 1130-4261 (1043 amino acids)
Biological process (GO): positive regulation of apoptotic process; protein phosphorylation; microtubule-based process
Cellular component (GO): centrosome
Molecular function (GO): JUN kinase kinase kinase activity; ATP binding; protein binding
Source: RefSeq, a predicted model, not a curated record
AGGUCCUGACGAGUCAACCCCGUCCGAGGAAGAGAAAUAAGACCGCGACUUCUGAUGGAGUUACUGCGCUGUUUGGAUACCGACUGUAACACCGAGGCCGCCGAGCUGGACCAGGCCACGCGCACAGCUCCAAUUAGGAAGUAACGGGAUUGUUUUCACUGCGUGUUUCUCUCUGGAAAGGAAAGCCGAGCAGGUUUGGAGAGCUCUUCCUGUUACCAAGUCGGCGGUUCCUAACUUUAUAAGCUGUGAUAAAACCCAGCUCGUUGCGUGCUUCUGAUAAGACCGUAAGUAUGGAAAAUCUGGCGCAAAGGGAUGCGGGAUUUCCUGCGGGAGCGCCACAAAGUUGCGGCCAGACGCGGUUAUUGGAGAUUUGGGCUUAAUAAUGCGAACUGGUCAGCCCUGAAACUUGUCGUAAAACACUGGUUGGCUGGACUGAAUGCUCCUUUCCUGCUAUUCUUCUCCGCUUCUCAGCGCUUCCUGCUUGCGGUGGCCACUGCACUUAAUGGCUAAAAAUACAUAAAAACUCAAAAUGGACAGCUAAAUGUGGUGGGAGCCUUCGUUUGGAGUUGAUGUGUUGUCAAAACACUUGGAAGUAUUUUACAGCACGCUUUGGAUGUUUUUUUUGCGUUGGUCCUCACACUUUUAGCUUCCAAAAUCAGAAUUCAACAGGUGGCAAGUCUGGAUCAGAAGAGAGGAGCUGAUUUACCCAGAACGAGGUGAUCCCACAGCCUCUUAAAUACAGGCUGGUGAAAUGAUUGUGAUCACACCAUGUUUUGGGAAACCACAUCACUUGAACAGAGAGAGAUUCAGUGGGGACUUCGCUGCCUUUCUGUGCGUUGAAACGCUUAAUCAAACGAAAGCGAUCUCUCGACUCCUCCAGAUUUGUCAAAUAGACGGCUUUGCGUUUAAUGCAGAGACGGAUGAAAGACGCUUGCCUCUCAGUCAUCUGUGAAUCCUCUCCCGAAGCUCACUUGUUGGUCAAGCUUUUGAACACAUUUCACUGGUCCCUGAUGAACCAACAAGAAAGACAGGAAAGGGAGCGAGGCGCAAUAAAGUACUCCUUUGUACUUUAUUUUCAAACCCUUGGGGUGCAAAAUCAGAUCCAGUCAAAACAUCUGCUUGAGGCUCCAUGGAGCCGCUGAAGAACAUAUUCAGCCGUGGCCCGCUGUCGAACUGGAAAAAUUUGGAUCAAUCACAAAAAGGGAACUUCACCAACCCUGUGUGGACGGCCUUAUUCGACUAUGAGGCCUCCUGUAAAGAUGAGCUCACCUUGCGUAAAGGUGACCUGGUGGAAGUCCUGUCUCUGGACUCUGAGAUAUCAGGGGAUGAGGGCUGGUGGGCGGGUAAGGUCAACAACAAGGUGGGCAUCUUCCCAUCCAACUAUGGCUCCUUCAAGCCAAAUGGAUACGGGAAGCUUCCGGCUAGCGGCGUGGUGGCCGAGCUCGGCCCGGCUGUGGUGGGCGAGUUCGAACCCGACGCGGUGGAUUUCCGGGAGCUGAGCCUGGAGGAGGUCAUCGGGGUCGGGGGCUUUGGGAAGGUGUAUCGCGGUACAUGGAGAGGCGGGCUGGUGGCCGUGAAGGCUGCCCGACAAGACCCGGACGAGGACAUCAGCGUGACGGCGCAGAACGUCAGGCAGGAGGCGCGUUUGUUCGCCAUGCUCACUCACCCGAACAUCAUCGCCCUGAAAGGCGUCUGCCUGCAGGAACCCAACCUGUGCCUCAUCAUGGAGUACGCCUCGGGCGGGCCGCUGAGCCGGGCGCUGGCGGGGCGUCGCAUUCCGCCACACGUCUUGGUCAACUGGGCCGUGCAGAUAGCCAGGGGGAUGUUGUACCUGCACAGCGAGGCCAUCGUCCCCGUCAUCCAUCGGGAUCUCAAGUCCAAUAACAUCCUCCUGGCUCAGCCCAUAGAGAAUGAAUGUAUGGAGGGUCUCACGUUGAAGAUCACCGACUUCGGCCUGGCGAGAGAGUGGCACAAGACCACCAAGAUGAGCACCGCCGGCACCUACGCCUGGAUGGCCCCCGAGGUCAUCAAGUCCUCCACCUUCUCUAAGGGCAGCGACGUCUGGAGUUACGGUGUUCUGCUGUGGGAGCUGCUAACAGGAGAGGCCCCCUACAAAGGGAUCGACGGACUUGCCGUGGCCUACGGAGUCGCCGUCAACAAGCUCACCCUGCCCAUCCCCUCCACGUGCCCCGAACCCUUCGCUCAGCUCAUGGCAGAGUGCUGGGACCAGGACCCCCACCGCAGACCCAAUUUCAGCUCCAUCCUGACUCAGCUGACAGCCCUGGAGAGGCAGGUGAAGGAAGAGAUGCCACAGGACUCCUUCCACUCCCUGCAGGAGGACUGGAAACUGGAGAUCCAGGACAUGUUUGACGAACUCCGGGCUAAAGAGAAGGAGCUGCGAUGCCGUGAGGAGGAGCUGAAGCGAGCGGCUCUGGAGCAGAAGUCCCACGAGGAGUUCCUGCGGCAGCGUGAGCAGCAGCUGGCCCAGUGGGAACAGGACGUGUUCGAGCGCGAGCUCAGCCUCCUCAUCCUCCACCUGAACCAGAACCAGGAGAAACCCAACGUCAAGAAGAGGAAGGGCACCUUCAAGAAGCACAAGCUCAAGUGCAAGAACGGCGAGAAGAUCAGCAUGCCUCAAGAUUUCAUCCACAAGAUUACGGUGCAAGCGUCCCCAGGCCUGGAGAAGAGGCGGAACUCUCCUGAUUUGGGUUCGGGCUCCUCGCCCUCUUUCGGCCCACGUUUCCGUGCGAUCCAACUCAGUCCCAGUGACAACAGUAGGGCGUUUGGUCUGAGCCCAGUCUGGCCCUUAGAGUCCCCUUCUCUUAAACAAGCCAAUGGAGACCUGAGGUUGGGCCCCCACUGGAGGCCCCAGAGCCCGAAAAGUCCCAAAAGCCCUAAAGUCCUGCGCCUUAGUCCCCAGGAAAGCAGCUUGUCGAUGAGGGCCAAGCUUCUGGAAUCGGACAGCAAUGAGAACGGAGAAUCCAAGGAUGACUUUGAGGAGUACAGACCCUCCACGCCAACUGCCCCUGCUCAGAACGGCUCUUCAGUGAAGGACAGCCUGCAGCUUCCUCUACCUCAGCGAGACUCGUGCAGCGAGGAAGGGGGUUCCUCCCCGGCUGGCUCCCCCAGGCCUGAGAGGGGUUCCCUCGGUGGCCUCAUUAAGAACACCCACCGGGCCCUGCUGGGGGGUGGCUCCCUCCUGGCUUCCAUAGGACUAGGUCGCUGCCUGGAUAUUCCCCCAAGGGUGCCCCCUCGAACUAACUCCUCUUCCCUAGGGGACCGCACCCCACCUGAAAUGGAGAUUUCCUCCCCCAAGGCCCUCAUUUCAGACCCCCCAGUAGUGGAUGAUCUGAUCACUUUCUCCACCUCUGAGCUGCUCCCCAGACCGCUCUUGGAUUUAGCUCUGCAGUCCCAAGAACUGAAGCCGCUUCCCCUGUCGCCGCCUCCGCCGAACCCCCGUGAGAGGAGCGGCCCCCGGACGCCGCAGGUGCUGCACAGUCCGCACAGCCCCAGGACCCCCCUGCAGCCCGGCAGGGCCAGCCCAGGGGAAUGCACCCCGAGUUCCCAUUCGACUAACGGGGAGCUGGGCUGUGAGGUCUGGGAGCACAGAGCUGACAGGAGGAGGAGGUCCAGCCAAGGCCUGCACGCCUCUCAGCUAGUUUUGGACCUGCCCUUGUGCCAAGACACACAGGACUCUGAUGACAAGCCUUCAGUGCCCUGCUUUCUCCACCCCAACCCCGCCCUCUGGAGCCCCAAAACCCGUCGCCUGGAGGUCAGCGUCAUCCCCCGUCCCCGCCCGUCCCCCAUCCGGCCCCGUAUCGACCCCUGGAGCUUCAUCUCGGCCGGUGGUGGAAACUCAGGUGGUGGCCGCAGCCCAAACCGCUCGGACAGCAACCUACUGGGCUACCAGCCCUCCCCGACCAACCCUUUCCACAACUGUGACCCCUUCCCCUCGCCUGACUGUGACCCAUUCACCCUCAAGGCUGACCCCUCGGUCGGCUCGGACGCGGCUUCACCCUUUGACCCCUUCUCGGCUCCCUUUCCCACCUCCCGUUCUGCCCCGUGCUCCACUAACGGCUCGCCCACGCUGCCCUCAUUCCGCAUAGCGCCCCUCAACCCGGCCGACUCGCCCCUUAUCGACCUGGGCUGGACGGCCUGCAGCAAGCCCGUGGAUGGCACCAAAGAGAGAGCCCACCCCCGCCGGACACUCGGGCUGAAGCCCUUCAAGUCCCCGACGCAACUCAGAGAUGACAGGUUCUGAAGGCUGUGGAUUUUAUCCCAGGAACACAGUCCAGGACUCUUUCCACUACUACGUCCCACAUCUUAAUGAGGAUUUGGAAUCUCUUCAAGAAACGCACACCCAUCAUUCAACCCACUGAGGGAGGGGUCCCCCAUGAGAGUCUUAAUCAUUGCAGGUCCUAUUUAUACGCCAGCCUGCUGCUUUGGAGAGCAGAAAGCCAGUGAACAGUGGUACAUUGGAUUGUGGGAUAGCUGCCUUUGGACCAAUAGCUGGUGCCCAUUUCAUUCUCCCUCUUUAUCUCUGUUUCUCUAUCCCUUUGAAGGAGCAGAACACAGAUCACUAGUCCCAUCUUCAGAUUCUAUCAGACUGCUCAUAUCACCCGCUUUCAUCUCCCCCCCUACCUUUGAAGCAUUGUGACAAUGCAGAGGUGGAUAAGGCGACUUGCACAGCUUCAUCUGCCUCUACCUCUCUGCAGACUGAAAGCAUUCAGGACAAUGGAAAAUUGGAGUGCCUUAUUUCGUGAAGUGUUUUUAAUAUAUAUAUAUCUUUUCAAGGUUCCUUGAAUGGUUAAUCUGGUGCGCAGGGAAGAUGCUAUGAAUUUGGCUUAAAUUUGAAAAUCAGCUUAGCGUUUCUGUGGAAGAAAAUGUUGUCUGCGUGCGCGUGUGCAUGUGUGUCUAGACUCAUUGUUCAAGGAAAGCUUACUGUUUUUGUUUUUUUUAAACAGCGUCUGCCUGUUGCAUUAUGGGAGAAAGCACUCAGAGUGGAUGUUCCAGGCCACUCAUGAAAUCCGAGACAAAAACCGUGACCCAGGCAUUCCACUUGGACGCAGAUAACAUUCCAGUCACAUUCCCGGGGAAAUGCCAGGGACUGGACGGAUUCAUUCGGCUGGCGGGCGACACAGCACAGGAAACAAGACCUGGGAGCCCUCUGCAUUCCCUGCACAUGCCAAAGAGCGCCACUGUGAGAGUGUAGGGGCUGGGACAAAGAGUGUUUGCAAAUAAAUUGUUUUUACCUCCACCGAGUGCCAGACGGGUGGGGUUCGCCACACUGGACAGCACAGAGAAAGAUGAGACAAUCACAGACAGUAUUUAAACAUGACUUCCUUAUACUUUUCUGUGGUUUUCCUUUUUAAUAUAAUCCAGACUGUCUUAUCGCCACCCGUCUGAUGCACUAGGAAGGUUCAGCCAAACACUUUAAAGUAUUUGCAAAUACCACAAUAAGUCAGAAUGGAAGCUUCAUUGAAUACUUAAUUUGUACAGUCCACUAGAGUAGUACAAGCCUCGCAAAGCCAGCCCACAAUUUCACAGUGUCUUGGACCACAUGAUUAACAUUUCUCUCCUUGACCUGAUUGGACGAACGCACCACCCUCUGCCGUCAUUAGUCCCUUCUUCCAGUUGUUGAACUAGGAGAACCAUUGUGCUUGCUCUGGAAAUGUUUGUUUCUCCUUAAAAUGGUCCACCCAGAUUGGUUUGGAAAAAUAUGAGCCAGUGACCGGCCGUGACAGUCAAAAUUUAUAUUAAUUUUACCCAUGUAACACCUCAUUUUAAAGGAAUAAUUUGACAUUUUUGGUGUAGAGAGAGAUUAAAAAAAAAGAGAUUAAUACCACUCUUAUAUCAGUCUGGUCAGUAUGUAGGUGGAGCCAGCAGCCGGUUACGUAGUGACUUUGUGGAGUCUUGUUAUCACCAUAAGGUAGCCAGAGGAGCUGACAGGAAAUCAAUGCUCCCAACCAAGAAAUAGCCUGUCGUAAGCUAAGCUAACCGUCUAAGAGUUGGUGAAGGGUAUCGUGCAUCAAAAUAUUUGCUGAUCUUGGUCAAACCUCAUCAUAUGUAUUUCAGACUUGUGCUGUAGAGAUCUUGUGAGGUGUCAGCUGGCUUUGCGAGACCAGAGUGGCAGGGCUCCCGAACUCUUGUUCAGUUUGUUAAAAAUCCAUCCUAAGCCAUUUUAACACUGCUAAAACAGAUCUGGUAGGAUCCUGCGGAGAAAACCGUGAUGCCACGUUUAGAUGCGCCAGAGAAGUUCGGCACCGAUCCGUAAAACUAUAAAAUAAGCAAACGUGACGGUUGCAGCCGUUUUGCAAAAAGCAUCCAGAGAAACGCAGGACUUGAGGCGUGUUGAGGGAAAGUGGCCGCAGCAACAGAUACUUCAUCGUGAAAUAAUCCUGGAGUUUUUUUUUUCAUGAAAUGACCGCCAGCUGGUUCUCAAGCAUGUAGUCUAUUAACAUAAUUGGCGUAGGUCAAGCAUGUGAGCAACUGAAAGAGACCCACUUAGGCAUGGCACAAACUUGUGCUGUCACCCAUGUCUUUGCCGGAGCAUUACGAGGCACAAAUACUGAUUGGGUUCAUCACUGACACCGUGUCAUUGGAAGACAAUAAUGGCUUUGUUCUGAUGAAGAGUAAAAACCUUGUCUCCAAAGGGGAGAGCUUUGUGAUUAGCCUAAUAAUCCCGCUGAUGAACAGAGGAGGCUGAUAGUGAUAAUUAGCCUCUUGAUAAGAGCAGGGAGCAUUAACAAAGCGUUCAGAUAUUUGGUUAAUUAAUUUGCCCAGACAUUCCGAAAAUGCCCCGCGUCCUCCUCGCAAGGUGUCGAGUCGCUGCCUCCAUCGGCUUACGUCUGGAUUUGAGACGUGCUGAAGUUUCAAAGGCAGGUUGAGCUGUCUUUCCUCAAUCUUUUCUCUGUCGCCACCGGCCGCUCUGCUGCUGACCAGAUGAAAUCUUCACCGCGGAGGCUCACCUUCCUCCACGUCCUUCCCCCCUCAGGUGAUGUGGGAGAUUUUCAUUCUUUCUCUCCUCUUCUUCUUGCUCCUGCUCCUUCGUUUCCGUCUUCUCUGGAAAGUUUUCUCGCGGGCUGUUUUGUCCUGACGCUGCAGAGCAUUCAGUUCAAUAUCACAUACUGUUAAUUUCUCAGAGAGAAUAGUAAGAUAAUAGAAAGUGCAUAAGCCAACAUCAAGAAUCAGACAGUAUUGCCCAGACAGAUGUUUUCUGUUGACCUGAGCUCACCUGCCACGACUUGGACAUGAGCAACGUGGAUUUUCCCUCAUGUUGUGCGAACGUGCGAGGUUUAGCAGAGGAUUUGUCUCUGUCGGCAGCGUUCCCUACCUUCCUCUGCUCUCUUGUCCUCUUCAACUACGUUUCACAGGCGUGACAGAUGAUGAGUUAUUGCCUCGUCUCUUCGUGUCGCCGCGCUAAGCCACCGCGGCUCUCCUCUGAUAGUCAUUAGGCCCGGAUAGCUGUUAUUGUCAACAGAGCUGCGCGUGGAGCAGAGAUAGAUGAAGGAGAUGGAGAUGAUUGAAACGUCUGGCAGAUUAUUUCUGUCACAAAUUCUCUGUGUGUGUCAAGUAUCCACUUUAAGCUGCCACUCAUGUCUUGUCUGUUUGUUCGCUCCGUGCUCGACUUUAAUUUUCCCUCAGACACGAUGUUGAAAAGCUUUACCUGCCGUUCUCCAUCAAGCUUGGGCGUGUUUAGUGAUUUCAUGAGAUAUUACUUGCAAUAACGGGAGUAGCUGUACUCUUCAGUUUAGAUUCAAUUAUCGCCUGUAGUCAGAGUGGCAUUAAUUUCCUCCUGGAUGUGGUUCCUUUGGGACAUCCUCCUGCUGCAAAAUGACUGUACAUCGAAAUAUGUUGGUAUGCUUACUUUUUUUUUUUACAUAAAGAAAAAACUACCUUAAGGCGGAACCUGAGUCUGACAGAACUGAGGGAAUAAAUGGGACGCAUUUUAAGAAGUCUUCUGUGGACAUGCACGUCCGAUUUUUGGUUUGGGCUGUCAGAUUUAGGAACCGUAGCUGCCACUCGUCUCCAGGAGCUGACAGCAAGCACUCCAAUAAGAAAGUCCUGAUGAGUUGUUUGUGAUGCUCUGCUCUUCCAGGCAUCGGCCCGUCCGUCAUUGCAAAUCAGUGUCCCGAGUACAAGCUGACAGGGAGGACGGCAGUGAAUUCUCUGCAGGGGAGACCUGAUAUCUGGCCACCGGUUAUGCGCGCCCACCCCCACAGUGGCAGGGAGCAGACGUGAUUUGAUGAUCUGAGUUCAGAGUUCAAGCUCAGACCGUUGCCCCUCAUCAGUGAAUGGCAAAUGGUCAAUACAAUUCAUGAAUACAAGCUAAUGAGACCGCACAAUAGAGGAGCCCAGACCCUCAUCACGCCAAGAGGCUAUUGUGAGUGGUGGCUGUGUUUUAGAAUAUCAGAGGGGAAAAAUCAGAGCCAUUAUCCAGAUGGAAAGAAAAAAAAACAUGUUUCAAGCUAGUUAUUUCCUGGCUUUGUGAAGCGUAACAGUUGAAUAUGUUACCUAAUGCAACCAUCCAUUGGGGUUACACUUACUCUUAAAGCUUAAUUUGUCAUUGUUAAUAGUGGAUAUGCUCACAUGCAUACUCAUUAUCUGACCUGCCCUGAUUAAGCCAUUGAUUCAGCUGUAGCAGUUGUCAUGUAAAUACCCAGCAGGUUUCGGGGUGCACCAGCAGCUCGCCUGGCAAGGCGUGCACCCCUGUGUGCAUCCCUACAGCAGCGGCCCGGGCCCCGCUCCAACCCGAAUUUCACUGCAAACACCUCAGCUGCUUUCAGAUAAUUCUGAUCCGUUCCUUCUCUAAGUCGAGAUGCCUCCAUGUGUAGUGUGGAGCCCCAAAACUGACAAAAAGUAGUAAAAGGUUACCAGAAGACUGUGUUGCUAGCUAGCUUACCUGAAAACACUAGCUAAACACGUGGAACAGCAGCCGGUUAGCCACAGCUAAGCUAACUUUUGUCAUAAAGCCAAACCAGCCUGAGCUGUAUAAGCUUUCUAUUUCUAUACCCCAAAUUCUAUUUACUUAUAUUUGACAUGUCUGAUGACCUUUUACUACAUUAUGUCCAAACUUCCUUUGCAAAAUCAGCACAUGAUAAGUAAGAUGUAUGAAAGUAUAGGCUGUAGACUUGUAGAUUUAUUUUAUUGAUGAAAUCUUACCUUGGCGGGUCAGUGAAGAGUAAAUUCUGAAACGACACAAUAGAUGGCCUGGCAUUUCAGUGGCUUUCACCCCAUUUACCUUUGCUGCCCUCGCUUGCUCGUGUUCAAUUAAGUGGAGGUUACAAAUGUACCUGGUUAUCAGCCUCGUUUCAGCUGUCUCACAGCCAGCCGUCAGAGCCAGAGACGCAUUAUUGCUCUUUCUGGCUCCUAUUAGACUGAAACACCUGCCCAGGCCUUUGUUUGGCAUUAACGGGCCGGGACCAAAUGAUCAAAUAUGACCUUUCAUUGACUGUACAGGAAUUGCACAUCCCAGUAGGGAUGUGGACAAAAGCCACGUCUGCAAGAGGCGCCGCCAGGUGCGUAAACUAAUGCUCAGCCUCCCAAAGUGUGAGCAUUAUUCCUAAUUCUUUUCAGUCUGCGCAUCCAAGGUCACCAUCUGCCGUCCUGUUUUUCUGCAACAACGAAAACGCAGUGAAUGGCAGCCACGAAAGGAAGACCAAUUCAUUUCCAGGACGGCGGCGACGGCUCUUGGAGAAGGCUGGCGCUCUGUUUAGAAUCACAGAUACAAUCCAUGGUUAGAAAAUAAACAUGGAUUUAAUCUGUGAGGUCAUUAAGUCUAGCACUUAUCCUCCCUCGUCUGGACAGCACACAACAGCCUCGUAGUCGUGAUUAUUGUUCCGCCUAGCUAUUGACACUCAAUUACUCAAUCUUCCUGGGAUGGAAGCCGUUCAAUCUUUAAAUUUAUUUCUCGAAUGAGUCUGCUGCAAACCGAUUGGUUGAGUAAACAGCCCUUGAGUCUAAAAUAUAAAGACUGCGAAAUGAAUCACUGUUGUUUCUGCAGUACUGCGUGCAGCUAAAAGGAAUGGAGUGGCUGAUAUUUUUGUCAUGCUGCGUGUCAGGGUGCAGGUGGUUUCAUGUAUAAAGCCCAGGUCAGACCAGAGAGCACAACCCGUGUCAUGUCCUUCAUGCUCGGUGAGAAGCUCAGUGCUGCACCAGUGGAGGUGUUUUAGCAUUUUCCACCCAUCUCACAUUAUUUUCCCACCUUAAUUUCCACUUCAUGUCUUAGAAAUGCGAUUUCAUUGGAAAAUCACUUAGUUUGGAUCAAAUAGGCCACUGCCUUGCCAGCUAGCCUCUAAAGCUAGCUUUAUGCAUUCUCUGGAUCUCGGUUCUCUCAAAGGUCGGCUAAGCUGAAAUUGGUCAAAUUUGCGUGUCAAAGUUCACCGAAGUUCAAAUAUGGAAGACUGUGCAUGAAUUUAGUUCAAGUCAUUUCUCCGAUUCCAAUGAAAUGAAUUGAUUUCCUCUAAAAUUUCAGUGUGGUGGAACACGGACAUUUUACUCUCAUGUUAACACUUUUAAUGAGAAGAGAACUGGAUUGGACAACAAACGUCUCAUGUUGUAACAAAUUUUCUGAAGGCAAAACUAUUUAAAAUGUCCAGUCUCCAUCUGAUAAACAUCCAGAGAAUGUAGCAUGGUGGUCCCGGACCACGACCGAGAUUACUGCUGUCACUUAACCUUAUUAACGUCCUCUAAGGCACAGGUAUAAUUCAGGGUAAAAGAUUUGACUUGGGCUUGAGGGUAUUUAGCAGUAUGUGGUCUCUUUCAGGUGCUCAUGCUUGGGCUUAAAUAAGUGAACUCUAAAUGAUCCACAGAGGCAAUUUGAAACGGUUUGGAUGGUACAAAUCCCCAUGACUCACUGGUCAAAUCUCUUCCACUCGCAGCAUCACAGUACUGUAAAAGGCUUUUCCUUCUGACAGCUUCCUACCAGCCGGCGGAGGAUAUUUCCAAAAUUUCUAUAAAGGGGGAAAAAGUGGAUAUUUAUAAAUGGCCAUCUUUUUACACACUGGAUCAAAACUAUUUCUCUUUCGAGAUGGCCAUGGACGCAGUCUACAUUAGGAUGAUGGAUUGAUUGCUUCAUAUGAACAAAACAUUCUAUAGGUUUUCACUGGAGUAUUUAAGAUGUAUGUAUGGGUGCUUCACAUGAGGCAGAUUAACUUUACAUUCCAGUUCUCCAAUUUGACCAAAUCUGUAUUAUAAAGAUUCCUCUACAAGCCCCAGUAUUUGUGUGUAGCAGAAAUUUCAACAGAAUUGCCUGGUAGAGCUUGAAAUCCGGUUCUUCGUGUACUCUGCACCAAAAUCCCAAACCGAAGUCGCAGUUUAAUGUCCCCUUGGGGCACCCAUACUGAAUUUUUAUGUGCAUCAAACUGCUAGAUAGAGAUGAGGAUUUUGUCACUACCUCAAAGUAGCGGACAAGGUUGACCUCUCUGUCUUUGUAUCUAUUUGCUUUUAUUGUAAUUGUUCCAGAUUCAUUUCCGUGUCUAUUUUGUGUUUUAUUACAACCUAGGCGAUGUGAUAACGCAAUUGUUGCAUUGCCCUGGCAGCCAUUUUUACAUCUCUCUCAGAACUGCCUCAGCUCGCGCGAGCUCGAGGUUUUUGUGGUCGUCGGGCUUUGAAAAUUCAUUAUUGUUGCAUUUUUGUGAAAUCUCGCACUGGGCUGGGCCUAAUCAACUGUUUUUAUUGAUGUGUGUCAAGAGGACUAUUUCUGUAUACAGUAUGUGAAAAUGUUUUUAUUUCUCUUGACUAUUAUAAUGGGUUUUAACCUGUGGAAAAAAAAACAAAGGAAAAAGCUCAAAAAGAGAUGAGACCAAAUAAAAUGUAACACUCCUGA